AUGAAGUACUCGUGGGUGUUGGCCUCUUUGGCCGUCCUCGCCGCUGCGAGCGAUGAUGAAUCUUGCCCCACGGGCGAGUGCCGCUGCAUGCCUUCUGACAGCUGCUGGCCCUCGGCUUCUUCCUGGGCUGCUCUCAACUCGACUGUUGGUGGUCGGUUGAUUGCCACCGUGCCUAUUGGAUCACCUUGCCAUGAUCCUACUUAUGAUGCCACCGCUUGUGCUGCUUUGCAAGAUGUUUGGAACCUGCCCCAGACUCACAUCUCAUCCUCUUCUUCCAUCAUGCAGACCUACUUUGCCAAUGACAGCUGUGACCCCUUCUCUCUCGAGGCCAAGCCUUGUCUCAUGGGCAACUAUGUUGACUACUCGGUCAAUGUCUCUUCUGCCAACGAUGUGAUUGCCGCCAUCAACUUUGCCAAGAAGAAUAACAUUCGCUUCGUUAUUCGCAACACCGGCCAUGAUUACUUUGCUCGUUCCACUGGUGCUGGUUCUCUUUCUGUCUGGAUGCACAACUUCAAUGACAUCCAGUACAAGGACUGGUCUGACUCUCACUACACUGGUCCUGCUUUCAAGGUUGGCGCCGGUAUUGUGGGCUACCAGAUCAUGGAGGCUGCUCAUGAAAAGGGACUUGUUGUCGUCGGCGGCGAAUGCCCCACCGUUGGUCUCGCUGGAGGUUAUAUCCAGGGUGGUGGUCACUCUGCUCUCAGUACUGCCUUUGGUCUCGGAGCCGACAAUGCUUUGGAAUUCCAGGUUGUGACCGCCGGUGGAAAGCUCCUCACCGCGAACCGCUUCACCAACUCUGACCUCUUCUGGGCUAUCAGCGGUGGUGGUGCCGGUAACUACGGUGUAGUCAUCUAUGCCACUAUUAAGGCUCACCCUGACGCUACCAUCGGUGGUGCUGGUCUCCAAUUCUUGUCCAGCGGUACCACUGCAGAUAACUUCUACGAGGCUGUUUCCCAGUUCCAUACUCUGUUGCCUGCUAUGAUUGACACUGGCGCCACUGUCAUCUAUGAGAUUGCCUCUUCUUUCUUCGCCCUCAACCCCGUCACCGCAUACAACAAGACCAGCGCUGACGUCGAGGCUCUCCUGACUCCUUUCCUCAAUGCCCUUGAUGAUCUCAACAUUACCUACGCUGUCGCCUACACCCAGUAUGACUCCUACUAUGACCACUACAACAAGUACAUGGGUCCCUUGCCCUACGGCAACCUUGGUGUCGGCGAGUACCAGUACGGCGGUCGUCUCAUCCCCCGUACCGCCCUCAACUCCAACCCAACCGGCAUCGCCGCUGCGAUCCGCAACAUCACCGAAAGCGGUGUCAUUGCCGUCGGUGUCGGUUUGGACGUCUCCAACCCCGGUGAUGUCUACAACGCCAUCUUCCCUGCGUUCCGUAACGCCGCCGUCACCAUGCAAAUCGGCACCGCCUGGAACGAGACUGCUCCCUGGGCCGAUAUGGUUGCCGAUCAGUACCGCAUUACCAACGAGUUUGUACCUCAGCUUGAGGCCGUUACUCCCGGUAGUGGAUGCUACCAGAACGAGGCCAACUUCCGUCAGCCAGACUGGCAGGAAACCUUCUUCGGUAGCAACUACGACGCCUUGUUGAAGGUUAAGCAGAAGUAUGAUCCUGACUACUUCUUCUAUGCUCUCAAGGCUGUCGGUAGUGACUAUUGGGAUGUUGACGAGACGGGACGCAUGUGCCCUGCUUAG
Molecule: messenger RNA, 1701 nt
Organism: Talaromyces amestolkiae
Lineage: Eukaryota; Fungi; Ascomycota; Eurotiomycetes; Eurotiales; Trichocomaceae
Exons: 3
Coding region: 1-1701 (566 amino acids)
Molecular function (GO): oxidoreductase activity; FAD binding
Source: RefSeq, a predicted model, not a curated record